AUGGAAGUUAGUGAAGCGAAGACUCUAAUAAGGAACUUGGAAAAGGCGAAGGACAGUAAGACUGUUGUUCAAUUGCUUAAGGUUCUCAAGGAAAAGGUUCGAGCCACGGAGCAUUUUCUUAGACAGACCAAAGUAGGUGUGGCCGUGAACAAGUUAAGAUCGAAUCCCGAUCCUGAAGUGAGUUCGCUGGUGAAGAAAAUCAUCAAGCAUUGGAAGGAGGAGGUUUCUAAAGAGAAGAGAGGCAAACAUCAAAGUAGGGAAGUGAAACAGGAGAAAAUAAAGCAGGAAAAGAAGGUGAAGCAAGAAAACGAUAAAGAGACAGCUACUCCUGGAGGCUAUAUUACCACGAAAACAAGAACCCCGGCUAACGACGGAGUUAAAAUCAGCUUCUAUGAGAACCCGACGCGUAACGGAUCCAUAAGCGGACUAUAUACAGCAUUGGCUAUGGGAUCGGCAGCACAACCUGACACUGUAAUAAAGGUGGCCAAAGCUGUUGAAGAACGUGCAUUUGAUGUCAACGAUGGUAAAGUGGCUGAUAAGUAUCGAAACAAAAUGAGAUCACUCAUAAUGAACCUUCGAAACAAGAAGAACCCGGAACUUCGUCUGAAAGUGUUGAGUGGAGAGUUAAGACCGGAGAACUUUGUGGUGAUGACGAAUCAGGAACUUGCGCCAGCAUCCCUCAAAGAGCUAAUAGCAGAUAUGCAUCAAAAGAACUUGUUUGAUGCACAGGGAGCUGUUCAGAAGAGGGCUGUCACUGAUAGAUUUGUCUGUGCCAGAUGUAAAAAAAGAGAGGUGAGUUAUUACCAGAUGCAGACGAGAUCGGCAGACGAGCCUCUUACUACGUUUUGCACCUGUGAAAGCUGUGGCUACAGAUGGAAGUUCUGCUAA
Molecule: messenger RNA, 888 nt
Organism: Brettanomyces nanus
Lineage: Eukaryota; Fungi; Ascomycota; Pichiomycetes; Pichiales; Pichiaceae
Exons: 1
Coding region: 1-888 (295 amino acids)
Biological process (GO): transcription elongation by RNA polymerase II; DNA-templated transcription; regulation of mRNA 3'-end processing
Cellular component (GO): nucleus
Molecular function (GO): RNA polymerase II transcription regulatory region sequence-specific DNA binding; zinc ion binding
Source: RefSeq, a predicted model, not a curated record